GUGAUUCAGGCUCUGCCACAGAAUGGGUGUCUCCUGGGAUGGCCCAGUUGGACAAUUAAGCCCCCUAUAAAUAGGAUGGGUUUUCAGGCCUCCAGUAUCCUCUCUGUCUUCCAAAGCUUCUGCUCAUCUUCCUCAAACAGGUUGACUAGUACUUGUCAAAAUGACUCAACUCCUAAACAGCAUACUCCACAUAAUCGAGGUGUUCCAGAAACAUGCCCAAGAGGAUGGAGACUGUGCCUCACUGCGCAAGAAGGAGUUAAAGCAGCUCCUCUUGGUUGAGUUUGGAGACAUCCUACGGAGGCCAAAUGACCCAGAGACUGUGGAAACCAUCAUGAGCCUCUUAGAUAGAGACAGAAAUGGAUGUGUUGACUUUCAAGAAUACCUCCUGUUGGUGUUCCAGUUGGUCCAAGCCUGCCAUCAUAAGCUAGAUAAUAGAUCAUGUGGAGAUAGAGCCUCCCAGCAAGAAAAGGGGCAAGAAGAAACACAAGACCAUAAAUUUCCAGGAAACACAGGCAGGCAACACAGCCAGAGACAUGAGGGAAAAAGGCAAGAUGCCCACCACAGUCAGUCUAAGAGGCAAGGUAGGGACUCCCACCACAGUCAGUUUGAGAGACAAGAUAGGGACUCCCACCAUGGUCAGUCUGAGAAGCAAGGUAGGGACUUCCACCAUGGUCAGUCUGAGAGACAAGAUAGGGACUCUGACCUCAGUCAGUCUGAGAGGCAAGAUAGGGACUCCCACCACGGUCGGUCUGAGAGGCAAGAUGAGAAUUACAGCUUUGAUCAGUCAGAAAGGAAAGAUCAAGACUCCAGCUCUGGUAAAGGACCAAGUCAUCCUAAUAGGCAAGGCUAUAUCUUUGCCUUAAAUCUGUGUGAGAAACCUGAUUUAGUUCAGGAUUCUCAUUAUGGCCAAUAUGAAAGGCAUGGGCAGCAAUCCAGCUAUGGCCAAUCUGGAAAACAUGGACAAGACUCUUGCUCUAGCCAUACUAAUCAACAGGAAUCAAGCUUUUAUUAUGGACAGUCUCAGAGGAUUGACCAGGAAUUAGGCUGUAGUCAGAGAGAUAGGCAGGAACUGGGUUCUUACUGUGGUCAGACAAACAGACAAGGCCAGACCUCUCACUGUGGUCAGACAGACAGACAAGGACAGACCUCUCACUAUGAUCAGACAGACAAACAAGGUAAGACCUCUCACUAUGGUCAGGCAGACAGACAAGGCCAGACCUCUCACUAUGGUCAGACAGACAGACAAGGACAGACCUCUCACUAUGAUCAGACAGACAGACAAGGCCAGACCUCUCACUAUGAUCAGACAGACAGACAAGGCCAGACAUCUCCCUAUGGUCAGACAGACAGACAAGGCCAGACCUCUCACUAUGAUCAGACAGACAGACAAGGCCAGACCUCUCACUAUGGUCAGACAGACAGACAAGGUCAGACCUCUCACUAUAGUCAGACAGACAGACAAGGCCAGACCUCUCGCUAUGGUCAGACAGACAGACAAGGCCAGACCUCUCACUAUGGUCAGACAGACAGACAAGAUCAGACCUCUCACUAUGGUCAGACAGACAGACAAGGCCAGACCUUUCAAUAUGGUCAGACAGACAGACAAGGCCAGACAUCUUGCUAUGGUCAGACAGACAGACAAGGCCAAAGUUCCCCCUGUGGCCAGUCACAGAUGAGAGAAACUGAAAUGCAAAAGCAAAGUAGGUACUUCGAGAGGACAGAGGGGACAAGAAGAGACUCUCAUGUUGAGCAAUCAGGAAGAUCAGAGAGACCAAGUCAGCAGACUCCAGGACAGGAAAUGUGCCAAAACCAGAGAAAGAGAUCCCAGUCUAGGGCUGUGCACCAGGACAGCCACCAGAUGUGGAAACCUGAGGAGGAUAGCCAACACCACCAACACAAACUCUUAGCACAAAUCUGGCAAGAAAAGCCACUCUGCCACAAAGAAAGAGAUGAGCAAUCAUGCGGUAAUGAGCAGGGUCACAGACAGGCCCAGACCAGGCCUAGCCAUGGCCAGGGGCAAAGCCACUGGGAAGAGGAGGAGCAAAAUCAUCAAAGCUGGGGGGAAAACAACCAUGGGGGUCUGGAAAGUCCAUGGGACAGACAAACACACAAAGAUGAGCAGAUGUAUCAGAGGCAAGACAGGCAAACUCACGAAGACCAUCAGAACCAUAAGAAACAAAGGCAAAACUACCAGAUAGAGAAGUAUUGCAAGUCCCAGAAUCAACAAUCACAAGGAAGCCAAAGAAGCUGUCCUAACAGUGAAAAGUUCCACAAGAAUGAGGAUGACCAGAGCCAAGGCUUACCAGGAAGACACAGUGAGCCAGCCAGCCAUCCAAACCAGAGUGGUGGGAGGCCCCAAAGAAGAGAGCAGGGUGGAGAUCACUCUACCAAAGCAGCUAUGUCUCCCAACCCCCUCUACGACUAUGUGCAGGAGCAGAAAUCACAUCAGUACCAGGCUGUGUGAGCACCAGAGCUAAAGCAACACAAAGCCAAAUACAAAACCUACAUGUCAAAUUCAUCUUUACUUCUGUUUAAGACAUUGAAAUGUAUCUCUUCCAUCUAUCUUCUACUCUAUCUACCUACAAGGAUGUUUUUAAGGACUAAUAUUCACUUUAGAGCUUUUCGGUUCUUUUGGUAGCAAUUCCAGGGUUUUCUGGUUGGGUGAAAUCUAAGUGGUAAAUAGGGUGAAUUAAUCAAUUUGGGAAUUUAAAUCAUUUCCUGGUUUGCCUUCCAGGUGGAACUUAGUUGGAUCAUUAAAAGGUAGAACCCUUCUCCCUAAAGUUCAGAAAACAGUAAAGACAGACUAAAGAUUUACAUUGCAAUCGAGGGGAGAACACCUGGGCUUUGGUGAGAGCUUUGGCUCCUGUGGAUCAGACAUCAGGAAUUGCAAGCAUCAGAGUCUAGACUGGAAUGAAACAUAAUGAGAAGUUACUAGGAGACUCAGGAACCACAGAGGGCCUUCGAUGUUGGUAAUACCUCCCACCCCAAGGCAUCUACCUCUCACCAGAAGGACUAGACCCGUUCCAAUUCAAUGCCUUUCUAGUUUCUAUCAUGUAAAACAGAGAGAAAGCAUAUGUCUUACGUUUGCAGAUUCCAAGGCCAAAAUUAUUGUCAUAUCCAUACCUCCCAAAACUUGAAAAUCUUUUAGAAGAAAACUAUGUAUAGAUUAUGAACUUAUAUUAAAAUAUCCAAUAAAUGAUUGGUGAGC
Molecule: messenger RNA, 3208 nt
Organism: Nycticebus coucang (slow loris)
Lineage: Eukaryota; Metazoa; Chordata; Mammalia; Primates; Lorisidae
Gene: RPTN
Product: repetin
Exons: 3
Coding region: 161-2464 (767 amino acids)
Cellular component (GO): cornified envelope
Molecular function (GO): calcium ion binding; transition metal ion binding
Source: RefSeq, a predicted model, not a curated record